CUAUCAACAAAGUAGCAACUAGCAACAAUUAGUACAACAGCUGCACAAUAGGCUAUCAAAGUGAAGUUUGUUGUCUGAUCUUUCCUCAAAAUUGUCAUGGUCUGGAAAUCUUUCUGAAGGCCUAUUUCUUACCAUGAAUAUUUUUGUUGAAUUCUGCUUAGUGUCGUGCAAAGUUCUCUGGACUUUUGUGUUGGCUGGAACGAGAUGGCUUGUGCGUCCUAAAGAGAAGAAUGUAAUGGGUCAGGUUUGUGUGAUCACUGGGGCGGGAAGCGGCCUUGGAAGACACUUUGCCAAGGAGUUUGCGAGAAGAGGUGCUACGGUCGUCCUUUGGGACAUCAAUUGGGAAAGUAACGAGGAGACUGCUGAGAUCGUGCGACAAAUCUACAGCGACAUUACCAGUAGGAACCCUGAAAGUUGGCAAACUGCUGCUUUCUGAAAUUAUACUACUUUACUUUUAAAGGGGAAAUCAUUAAAUUUUACACUUUUAGUCAUUUAACAGACGCUCUUAUCCAGAGCGACUUACAGGAGCAAUUAGGGUUAAGUGCCUUGCUCAAGGGCACAUCGACAGAUUUUUCACCUAGUCGGCUCGGGGAUUAGAAGCAGCGACCUUUCGGUUACUGGCACAACGCUCUUAACCACUAAGCUACCUGCCGCCCCACAAAUCAUGAGUUGUUACAUGAAUGUUUGGACAUAUAAAUUAAUAUGUACCCAUUGAUUCUUGAAUAAUAUAACUGAUAAAUGCUUAAUGAGCUUAGUUUAACUGUUGUGCCCCAUCAGAAUCCCAAAAAUAAAUGUAAAGUAACACUGUAUAGAAUCAAAACAUGGUUAAAACUAUAAUUUUGCUAUCAUGGAUGGUCGAUCCUUGCAUCCCUAGCUCAAUGAAUUUGAGUGAUUACAUUUCUCCAGCCCCAUCCCUCGGCUUUUUACUGAAACUGCUAAAUUGCCCUUUAAAGGUGCAAUCCAAUAUUUCUAGGGUUGGUCAUUUCAAUGUACAUUUUAGCAGACGCUCUUAUCCAGAGCGAAGUACAGUUAGUGAGUGCAUACAUUUUUCAUACUGGCCCCCCGUGGGAAACGAACCCACAACCCUGGCGUUGCAAACGCCAUGCUCUACCAACUGAGCUACACGGGACUAUAUGUAGACCUAUUGAUUUUUUUAAAGAGUAGCCUAUGAUUCAUAUUAUGAUUUACAUUAUAACCCAAAAACUAGGACAUAAUCCAUUGUUAUUGUGUUGUCAUAGGACACUUAGGUAGGCCUACACUAUUUCGUUUCAAAUGAUAUGAUGGACAAAUAUGUAUCUCUAAUAUAAUUCCUUUAACACUAAAGAUUGAGAGAUAUCAGAAAAUAAAUUGCUGUUUGUGUUUGCAAAUGUUAUGGAAUGCACCUUGAAAUAUUGUUCCACUAAACCAGACAAGGACCAUCUCCCCUGCUCUACAGGUCCAGUGGAUGGUGAGGGAGAUGUAUCUCAGAUUCAGCCCAAGGUCUACACUUAUCUGUGUGAUGUAAGCAAGAGAGAGGAGGUGUACUUGACUGCAGAUAAGGUGCAACGUGAAGUGGGCAACAUUGAUAUCCUGAUCAACAAUGCUGGGGUGGUCUCAGGACAUCACCUGCUGGAGUGUCCAGAUGAACUCCUAGAGCGCACCAUGAUGGUCAACUGCCACGCUCACUUUUGGGUCAGUUGCAUUGCACUCAACCUGAUCACUUAGUUUCACAUGGACUACUCCAGUGACACUGAAGUGUAUUUCCAAAGGAGAUGAUGGGAUAGACCUAUAUGAAUAUCUGCUUAGGACUCAUUUUUCUACAGUAAUAUCAGUUGUCACUUGCCAUGCAAUGUUUGUAUUCUUACCAUAAGAAUGCUUUUGGCAUGUUUUUCCAUUUCAGACUACCAAGGCUUUUGUUCCCAAGAUGCUUGAGCUGAACCAUGGACACAUUGUGACGGUAGCCAGCUCCCUGGGUCUGUUCACCACUGCUGGUGUUGAGGUUAGCAGGAUAUUCUCCACUGAUAAAACUACAGUAUACCUUCUUACAGUAUACAAGAGUAUUUUAUCAAACCAAUUUCUAUCUCAAAUUCUGUAUUUUACCAGGACUACUGUGCCAGCAAGUUUGGUGCUAUAGGCUUUCAUGAGUCCCUCAGCCACGAGCUGAAAGCAGCUGAGAAAGACAGGAUAAAGAUGACGCUGGUCUGUCCUUUCUUAGUUGAUACUGACAUGUUCAAAGGUUGUAAAAUCAAGUAGGUAAAGUGUUACAUUAACAAGUGUAUUGAUAUCUGAACACAGUGCUAAUUUAUUCUUGGCAUCAUCAAAUAUGAAAUCAUGCAAAGACACCACAAACUAAUUGAUGACUAUUUUUGUCCCAUCAGGAAAGAGAUUGCCCCACUCUUCCCUCCGUUGAAGCCAGAGCAGUGUGUGCAGCAGGCAAUGAGGGCUAUCCUAACAGACCAGCCCAUGAUCUGUACACCUCGGAUUAUGUACAUAGUCUGUUUCAUGAAGACGUAAGUAGUACACAACCUGAAUAUCCAGAUACCCAGGUUUUGUCAAGCAACUAUCUCUUAGGUAAACUUAAUGACAUCCAAUGACUGUAAGUCGCUUUGGAUAAAAGCGUCUGCUAAAUGGCAUAUUAUAUUAUAUUAUUAUUGUAUAUUCUCUGAUUUCCCCCCUCUUGCAGGGAUUGUGCCACUAUCAAAUGUAUAUCAUGGGAGCCAUAGCUUUAUGUGCUUACUGAUCAUUUAUUCAUUUCUGUAUCCCUGGCUAUUGCAGUGUCUUGCCCUUUGACGCCAUCGUUUGCAUGUACCAGUUUCUUGGAGCAGACAAAUGCAUGUACCCGUUCCUGGCUCACCGGAAGGAGGCCAUGAACAACAAUGAAUCCAAGCUGCCUUCCAUCCAGCAGCCUGCCAUCCAGCAGCUGCCACUGGGAAAAAAAGAAUGUUAACAUAUACCCUUUGACACUCAGAUUGAUCAGAUGGAGAUGUUCAGCACAUUGUUCCUCUGGAACAAACUACAUAUGCUGUGUACUUUAUUAAGGGUUCACAUUGGUUCUUUUGGUUUCUUGAGACCAGUUUUUGUAUUUGUCGCAAACAUAAUAAUUCACAGUAAAUUUCAUUGUUUUGUAGACCCUCACUGUGUAUCCCCAUCCCGCUCUUUAUAAAUGAGUUUUGUGUAGAAUGUCUUAAUUUAGAAAACAGAUUUUUGGGAAAGAAGUCCUUUCACUCGGAAGUGCCACAUGUUUUUGAAUGUGGACACUUCCUAGAAUGCUGCCUCUGUUUGCAUUCUGGGGAUCCUUCCAGACUACGACGUGGCUGAAAGUAAUAUAUCUGUUUGGGCUAAGAAAGAGAAACACGAGAUAAGCAAUUAACAACAGAGAGAUACUGCACCUGUCUGCAGGUGAGGAUGUGACAGCACUGUCACUAACCUAAACAGAAUAACUCUAUUAUAACCUUUUCAAGACUUCAUCAGUCCUUGACAUAAAACGAUCAAAGUUGCAAUCAAUAGUCUCCAAUCCUAUCAUACAAAUUGCAAAAUUCCUCCAAAGUAACCCCUUUGGGCUAGAACUAAAAAUAUAGAUUGUAUUAAUAAAAAACAAAUCACAAGGCUUCACAAUUCAUAAAGGUCAUGUUAACUG
Messenger RNA from Coregonus sp. 'balchen', 3616 nucleotides. The record is from the annotation of a GenBank genome assembly. NCBI's taxonomy places the organism in Eukaryota, Metazoa, Chordata, Actinopteri, Salmoniformes, Salmonidae.